UUAGCAGACAUGAGGACAAGGCACGACUACUAGAAGUCAACAGCAAAACUAGAAGUUAAAUGUUUGUUUAGGAUGGUGUCACUCAAUAAAUGAAUUAACAAGCCAUAGAUUUGGAUAUCCAAGGAGACAUGAGGACAAGGCAUGACUACUAAAAUUCAACAGAGAAACUAGAAGCUAAAUGUUUGUUUAGGAUGGUGUCACUCAAUAAAUGAAUUAACAAGCCAUAGAUUUGGAUAUCCAAGGAGACAUGAGGACAAAGCAUAACUACUAAAACUCAAAGUAACGUUACUACCAGAGAAUAGUGAUACCUUGACUUGGUAAAAAAAAUCAUCUACCAUUGUAGGAAUCAGAAACUUCCUUCUGAUUUCUUCAUAUAUUGAUCUGCAAUUGCUGCAGAUAUAACAAAGUUUGAGAUAAGUACCAUAGCAUUCUUGCAGGAAUAAUCACAUCCCUAAUGCUGAUUUACCUUUUUACAAAGAACAAAGCUUGCGAAGUUCAUCAAUGAAACUGUAAGGAUCAAUGAUGAUGAAUGAUGACAUCAAAUAGACCAGUUCACCAAAGGAAAAAAAAUUAAAUAAAGAAAGAUAGCAAUGUCAUAUAGUUAUUUACAAACAGAGAGUUAACUGGCAUGAUUCAUGCAUGCUUCUAGCUAAAUUGAAUAGCCAUUAAAUAUCCAAAAUUUGAGUAAAAUAAAAGAAAAGAAAAUUGGUAGUUUUGUUAAUUACUUCAUUUUUAGCUUAAUUAGUUUAGGGUAAUUAAAGAUUUAAAUAAUGUGCCUAGUGUUACUGGUGUUUUUUUUUUUUUUAAUCUUUUAAGCUGAAUUAGAUUGGCUUCCUGGUUCUAUAUAACUAUAAGCAUACCAGACGCUAUCACCUUCAUACAGAAGUAACUCUGCAACUGCUAAUGGAUUCCGUCGUAGAGAGUCGGUCGAUUGUUUUGCUCUCCAUCGCUGCCAAAUGCAGCGAUCUAACAGCCAUCCGCGCCCACCUCCUCCCCGUUGCUGCUGCGGUGGCUGCCUGCUGGCUAGCCAUUCUCCUCCUCCACUGGGCCUGUCCCGGUGGCUCCGCCUGGGGGCGCUACUACUGGAGGAGCCACCGCCGGGCCUUCGGCGUGCACCACGCCAUCCCCGGCCCGCGGGGGCUCCCUGUGUUCGGAAGCAUGGGGCUCAUGUCCGGCCUCGCGCACAGGAAGCUCGCUGCUACGGCCGCCGCCAUACCCGGCGCCCGCCGCCUCAUGGCGUUCAGCCUCGGCGAGACUCGGGCCGUCGUCACCUGCGACCCGGACGUCGCCAGGGAUAUCCUCAACAGCCCCGCCUUCGCCGACCGGCCGGCGAGUGAGUCCGCCUACGGCCUCCUCUUCCACCGCUCCAUCGGCUUCGCUCCUUACGGCGACUACUGGCGCGCCCUCCGCCGGAUCUCCGCCACCCAUCUCUUCUCUCCCAAGCAGGUGGCCGCCUUCGCCGGCCACCGCGCCGCGAUCGCGGACCAAAUGGUGCGCGCCCUCGGUUGCCGCACCGCCUCACGGCGCCCCAUCCAGGUCCGAAGCAUCCUCAAGCAGGCGGCGCUCAACCACGUGAUGUGGUUCGUGUUCGGUAAGCAGUACGAUGUGGAGGAGGACUCGAAAGAGACGAGGGAGCUACGGAACUUAGUGGAAGAAGGCUACGAUCUCCUCGGCAAGCUUAACUGGUGCGAUCACCUGCCGGUGAUCGCCGGACUCGACCUGCAGCGAGUCCGCGCCCGCUCCUCCGAGCUCGUCGGUCGGGUCGAGCGGUUCGUCACCCGCAUCAUCGAGGAGCACCGCGUCGCGCGGGCCGAGGAUUCAGUAGACUCGCCCAGGGAUUUUGUCGACGUCCUGCUGUCCUUGCAGGAGCCCGAAAAUUUAUCCGACGCCGACAUGGUCGCCGUUCUGUGGGAGAUGAUAUUCCGGGGUACCGACACCGUGGCGGUGACGAUAGAGUGGGUGCUGGCGCGCCUGGUGAUGCACGGGGAGGUGCAGGCGAGGCUGCAGGCAGAGCUGGAUGCUGCGGCUCAGGCGAAGAUGGUGGUGCCGUACCUGGAGGCGCUCAUCAAGGAGACGCUGCGGGUGCACCCGCCUGGCCCGCUGAUGUCGUGGGCCCGGAUGGCGAUGGAAGACGUCACCGUCGGCGGCUCCAUCGUGCCGGCGGGGACCACCGCGAUGGUGAACAUGUGGGCCAUCGCGCGCGACCCGGCCGUGUGGCCGAACCCUCUCCGGUUCGACCCGGACCGCUUCGUGGACGGUCCGGCGGCUGAAUUCUCAGUGAUGGGGUCGGACCUUCGGUUGGCGCCGUUCGGGGCAGGGAGGCGGGGGUGUCCCGGGAAAGGUCUGGCCAUGGCGACCGUGGAACUCUGGGUGGCAGCGCUAGUUCAAGAGUUCGAGUGGCUGCCGGCCUCGGCGGAAGGCGGCGUAGACCAGUCGGAGGUGCUGCGACUGUCCUGCGAGAUGGCGGCACCUCUGACCGUACAGCUGCGGCACAGACGGCUGCCGGAGACUCAGCCUUGAAGUGGUGAUGGCGGUUUCGUCUGUAUCCACACCGUUGGCCCAACAGUGAACAAUUAAAAAAAGUCAAAAUAAUGUUUUUACUAUGUUUAAGGCUAUGCUACUGUAAUAUAUUAUAUAUCUAAUAAAUUGGUAAAAUUGUAUAAUAUGAAAA
This is a messenger RNA of Zingiber officinale, 2671 nucleotides long. Its product is annotated as cytochrome P450 78A9-like. Gene Ontology annotation, molecular function: oxidoreductase activity, acting on paired donors, with incorporation or reduction of molecular oxygen; heme binding; monooxygenase activity. NCBI's taxonomy places the organism in Eukaryota, Viridiplantae, Streptophyta, Magnoliopsida, Zingiberales, Zingiberaceae. The record is from RefSeq and is a predicted model, not a curated record. The coding region runs from base 904 to 2520 and encodes 538 amino acids. The transcript is spliced from 2 exons.